AUGGGAGCACUUCAAGAAUUUGUCAACCGCCGUCGCCAGAGGGGAAAUGUACCGGCAGUUGGUAGCAGACCAGUCGGCAUUACGCGUGCGGUUAAAAUAGGCAGCCGACUGGACAGACUGAAUAAUAUAGCAACACGCUUUAGUCAAGUAGAAGACGCAGAUGGCCAGGCCGAUGCGACUGGCAAGAAUGCCACUACAUCUGCAUCUGGAGCGAAAGCUUCUACAACACCUACCAGCCAAAACAGACUAAACAGGAUUAGUAGUAAGGAUUUCAGACAUGGCGGGAUUGCAAACAAGAGAACAAGGUUAGACACCAUCCAGGAAACGACGAAAGAGACAACUGCAAACAAGAGAACAAAGCUAGAUACCACCCAGGAAGCGACGCAAGACCCAAUUGCAAACAAGAGAGCAAAGUUAGAUGACAAAAAGGAAGCGGUACAGAAGACAGUGGGUGUGCCCGCUUCACAACCACCUGUACCAGGCCCAGUGACCAUACCGAGCACAGCGAACACAUCGGACCUAUUGACCGUACCGGGCCAAAAGCAUACACCGGCCCCAUUGAUCAUACCGGGCACAGCGAACACAUCGGACCUACUGACCAUACCGGGCCAAACGAACACAUCGGACCUACUGACCGUACCGGGCCAAACGAACACAACGCCCACAGUUAAAAAACCGAUUAGGCCGAGCAUGAUGCCAACUCCGACUGCAACGCCCGGCGACCUUUCGACACCUACCACCAAAUCUACUGGAAACCAGCCUCCUGUCAACCCACCUCCUGUCAACCCACCUCCUGUCAACCAGCCUACUGCAACCCCGACCAAUGGAGACAUAGACGAAGAUGAAGAAAUAGACCCGUACAUCGAUACGGUAGCCGCUAUGCUACGAACCACAACCGACCAUGUCGUGCCUCACUCAUACUUGUCCCAGAAACUAGCCGAAGCAGGGGCGACUCCGUUACCACCGGGCAGCAUCACGGCUGACACAUGGAAGAACACGAUCUGGUCGCUCCCGCAGAAGGAGAGACACCAGCACAGGAUCAAUGAGCUGGAAGCGACGAACAAGGAGCUGCUCGAGUCGGUCAUCGAGCUGAAGAAGGAGCGGGGCCAGAUGCUCCCUUUCGUGGCGCAGUCCCAGAUCGCGCGAACGCAGGAGAACCUCAUGAAGUACCAGGCCGAGUACGACGUGCUCAAAGCCCAGUUGGUGGCUCUGCACAGCGGGACCCAGCUGCACCCGACCGACACGGUCAACGACAAGCUGCACUCCAUCCACGACCGCACCCAGGCCAUCAACGUGAUGCUCAAGUACCAGCAGGCCGUCCUCAUGGACCACGACAAGACCGGCAAGAUAGACGCCAAUCCAAGGGCCCCAGCUGGCCCCUAUGACUGGACCCAGAACUGGCCUCGCGACGGCCAGAUCAAGUGGCCUUCUUCCAUCACCAUCAACCAGCCUGAUGCUGCUGCUGCCUCCGCCGGUACCCAGAACCAGGCUCCUACUCCCAGCACCACACAAAAGAACCAGGCUACUACUCCUAGCACCGCAAAUAAGAACCAGACUGCUACUCCCCCUAGCACCACCAAAAAGAGCACCACCAAAAAGAGCCAGACUGCUACUCCCAGCACCGCAAAUAAGAACCAGACUGCUACUCCCCCCAGCACCACCAAAAAGAGCACCACCAAAAAGAGCCAGACUGCUACUACCAGCACCACCACAAAGAGCCAGACUGCUAGUCUCAGCACCACCAAAAAGAGCCAGACUGCUACUCCCAAAACCACCAAAAAGAGCCUGGGUCCUCCUCUUUUCGCCGGAAAUCCGACCCAGGCUACUACUCUCAGCACCACCAAAAAGAGCCAGACUGCUACUCCCAAAACCACAAAAAUGAACCAGGCUGCCGCCGCUCCCACAGGCCCGAACGGGGAAAGGAUUCAUACCGAAGAGUCUAUCAAUGACAUUGCGAAGACCUUGGAAGCAGUAGGGAACACGGCGCAGGGGCUCGCCCACGACGCCGUCGUCGACUACGUGCGGGCCGUGAGCAGCAAGUCGGCCAUCGUCGUCGCGGCGCGGCAGUACAAGAGCGCGAGGAGCUUCUUGAUCUGGCUGCAGUACUACGCGGACGUGCACGAGCUGGCGCUGUACCAGAACAUGGAGACGGAGGUGGUGCGCGCGCUGAUCAUGCGGUGGGCGAGCGCGCGCGUGGUCGCGCCGGAGGCGGAGUACGACGAGGCCACCAUCGCGCGGGAGCUCAGCACCGACAUCCUCGACUUCCUCAACCCGUUCGCGGCCAACGACCCGGACAAGGCCGCGCGCAAGAUCGCCCGCAUCCGCAGCGACAUCAUCACGCCCCUCAAGCAGCUCGUCGCCCGCCUCGAGGCCAAGAACGAGCGCCUCACCCUCUUCUUCUACCCCUGCAUCAGGCCCUUCUUCGACGGCGAGGAGCUCUGGUGCGGCGGCCGCCUGCACGCCGUGCGCUCCAUGGUCCACGUGCAGGACAUCGCCCACACGCUGCGCGCCAUCAACCUCGACAUCUUCACGCAGGACGCCGCCGCCAUGAUGGUCGGCCCCAUCUGCACGAUCAACCCCAUCGCCAAGCUGAACUUCCUCGACGAACCCGACGACGCCGAGCCCACGUACUGCGGCACCGCCUUCGUCGCCGCCACCCUUGGCCGCCCCGAUGAGAGGAAGGCGAUCGCGGCCCAGGCCGACUUGGCCUGGUCUUUGUUCGCGAAGUUGCUUGAGCCCAAUGGCCCGGCUUAA
This is a messenger RNA of Hypoxylon fragiforme, 2754 nucleotides long. RefSeq lists its product as uncharacterized. NCBI's taxonomy places the organism in Eukaryota, Fungi, Ascomycota, Sordariomycetes, Xylariales, Hypoxylaceae. The transcript is spliced from 2 exons. The record is from RefSeq and is a predicted model, not a curated record. The coding region runs from base 1 to 2754 and encodes 917 amino acids.